Sinocyclocheilus anshuiensis is the source of this 2008-nucleotide messenger RNA. Its product is annotated as interferon regulatory factor 8-like. Gene Ontology annotation, cellular component: nucleus. The transcript has 8 exons. Lineage: Eukaryota; Metazoa; Chordata; Actinopteri; Cypriniformes; Cyprinidae. The coding region runs from base 121 to 1407 and encodes 428 amino acids. Gene Ontology annotation, molecular function: protein binding; RNA polymerase II cis-regulatory region sequence-specific DNA binding; DNA-binding transcription factor activity, RNA polymerase II-specific. The record is from RefSeq and is a predicted model, not a curated record. Gene Ontology annotation, biological process: immune system process; regulation of transcription by RNA polymerase II.
UGUUCCUCACUUGAGCGGGUGUCUUUUAUAAAUAAAGCGGCGUGGAUGGUUGUGAAUGUAAAUUACAUAUUCCUCAUCAGCCCGCCGUAACGACUUUAGAGUUAAGUAAGAGUGUAAAAGAUGAAUCCGGGUGGUCGCAGACUAAAACAGUGGCUUAUAGAACAGAUCGACAGUAACAUCUAUAAUGGACUGCUAUGGGAGGAUGAGAACCGCACCAUGUUCAGAAUCCCCUGGAAACAUGCAGGAAAACAAGACUACAACCAGGAGGUGGAUGCGUCCAUCUUCAAAGCGUGGGCGAUAUUUAAAGGGAAGUUUAAGGAGGGGGAUAAAGCUGAACCAGCGACAUGGAAGACCAGAUUGCGCUGUGCACUCAACAAGAGCCCAGAUUUUGAGGAAGUUACUGACCGAUCCCAGCUUGACAUCUCUGAGCCUUACAAAGUGUACCGGAUUGUGCCAGAGGAAGAACAGAAGUUGGGUAAAGUCACAGUCUCUGCCCUUUCUGGCUGCAGCACUGAUACUGAAAAGGGCUGCUCACCAAACCUGGAUGAACUUCUUAAAGAGUCUCCAAAUGAUGAAUACAUGGGCAUCCUGAAGCGUAGUCAUUCUCCCCUUGAUGAAGGCAGUAACAUGCCUUCAGUGCAGGAAUGGUGGCAGCAGGGAUCUCACAAUGCUGCUGUUGUUCAUCAAGAUCCUGCGGGUACAUUCAAUGCUGCAUUCUCUCAGAUGAUGAUUUGUUUCUACUAUGGAGGUCGGCUGGUGGGCAGCACGGUUACCACUCAUCCAGAGGGCUGCCGUAUCUCCCCCUGCCAGCCCCCUCUGGCUAGCGGCUUCUUGUAUGGACCAGACAGCCUUCAGAAUAUCCGCUUCCCAUCUGCUGAUCUCAUUGAGAACGAGCGUCAGCGUCACAUCACCCUUAAACUUUUUAGUCAUUUGGAGCGUGGCAUACUGCUGCGUGCUAACAGAGAGGGCAUUUUUAUCAAGCGUCUGUGCCAGAGCAGAGUGUUCUGGAGUGGCCAGGACCCUCAGUAUAACCCCAACCCCUGUAAACUGGAGCGAGAUGCUGUGGUGAAGAUCUUUGACACUGCCAGGUUCCUGCAAGUGCUGCAGUUAUUUCAGGAGGGUCAUUAUCAGUCUCUGGAGCCCACUGUCACACUCUGUUUUGGGGAAGAGUUUAAUGAUUUCAGCACUGUCAAGAGCAAAUUAAUCAUUGUGCAGAUCACAGCAUUGAACUGCCAGCAGUUGGUGGAUGCAGUGACCGCCCGGCGAUCCCAGUACAGCAGCGGGAAUCUGGAAAUCUCAGAUGACAUGGCCGGUGAUCAGAUGGCUCGAAUAUAUCAGGAUCUAUGCAGCUACCCAGUUCCCCAACGAGCUUCCUGUUUCAGGGACAACCUGCCGAUUCCAGUCUGAGGCAGAUAUCCGAGCCAGCUAUGUCUCAAAGAAUGAGUUAGUUCAUAUGUUGACCCAAAGUGAUGCCUUUACAAUUUUAUUACAUAAAAAAUGAUUGACUUUUAGGUGUGCCGUCUGUCUGUAUAGCAUCCUGUUCUCUCAGGGCAGAAAAUAGUAUCCGACAGAAGGUUUGCAAUGUUCUCAGGGAUGAUGUACUCAUUUGUUAGAGGAAAUUAAAUUUCUUUGUCUUUGUGUAUAUUUUAGUGUUUCCAGAAUGUUUUUUUUUUUUGGCCAAAACAUUGAACUUUAUCUGUUAUUUUUUUUACUAUUCACUGUCAAGUUGAUAGGUUUUACUAUCCUUAUUUUGAUAUUCUUUAUUUUCAUAACUUUUAAGAAAUGCAAUUCUGAGUUGGGUGGAGACUAAAUAUCAAAUGAGAAAUCUAUGAAUAAUUAAAGAAAUUUAAAAUAAGCAGGUUGUCUGGCUAUUGAUUUUUAUGUUCUGAGACCAACCAUAUGGGCCAUUCUACAGAACUGGUCAAAACUGCUGUCCCUUAUCCAAAAACACAUUUAAAAAGCAUUUAAGUAUUUAAAUCUUAGAUGUUUACUAAGAUCCGUCUAUUAU